AUGGAGAAGGCGGCCGCCAAAGUUGGUGAUAAUAAAGCCUGGGGCUUCAUCUCGACGAGGAUACUCCAUGUGAACUCUCGGACGUUUGCCUUUGCUGUCGGUGAAUCAUUGAUUCUGUUCAAAUUGACCUUCAUCUUCCAUGCGCCUCUAGUUCUAUUCACAGUAGUUAGAGCCUUCCAAUGGUGGAGAGGCGUGACCCCACCUCCAUUGUUCGCUGAGUCGCCGUUGAAAACGAUAUCACAGUGGGCAGUCGACCUCAACGACCUCAUGCAAGCGUCGAUCGAGGACCCAUUGGAGUCUCCUACAGCGGCCGAUACUGCCAGUUCGCCUCCCUCCACUGGCUCAGUCUCCAAUGCUACUAUCAUAGCGAAUGAUACGCCACAGACUCCUGGCGAUAUCGAUUGA
Messenger RNA from Perkinsus marinus ATCC 50983, 405 nucleotides. RefSeq lists its product as hypothetical. The coding region runs from base 1 to 405 and encodes 134 amino acids. The record is from RefSeq and is a predicted model, not a curated record. NCBI's taxonomy places the organism in Eukaryota, Perkinsozoa, Perkinsida, Perkinsidae. The transcript has 4 exons.